AUGGCGCGAGCUGCCGCUCCGACAAUGGUCCCGAUGACUCGACAGGAUGCGCUGCGAUCGUGCCCAAGUUUCUACGGGGGCUUCCGGAAAAUGGCUUUCGAAACGCUUCCUCUCUACGGAUCUCUCGUCGACGGAAGACCGGCGAACGAGACUCGAGGACGAUGUCGUUUGCUCGCGACGCGAGGCGAUACGGCUUUUAUCGACGCGCAUAUUUCAGACACGGUAAUUGGAAAUUCAGCCUGGCCCCGCGCUCGCAGGUGGUGGAUGUACGUGGAUGGAUAUUUAUCACACGGCCUGAAGACGGCGCUAUAAUAGCGUCGCUUUUUCCUCGAAGAUGAGAAAUCGAGCGUGUAGCAGUCAAUAAACAACCGAAUCGAUUCUAGAAAUCACACGAGGUUUCCCAAACCCGCGGUAUAUUUGAUUGAGCACAACCUGAAUAUCUCGCUGAAAAGAUAUCUUCAGCCCGCGAAGACGAUUAGUUUGGGUCGUAAACGUUAUUGAA
Dinoponera quadriceps is the source of this 502-nucleotide messenger RNA. RefSeq lists its product as uncharacterized. Bases 1 to 312 code for a protein of 103 amino acids. The transcript has 3 exons. Lineage: Eukaryota; Metazoa; Arthropoda; Insecta; Hymenoptera; Formicidae. The record is from RefSeq and is a predicted model, not a curated record.